CCCUCGCCCCGCCGCGGCGUCUGACGUCCCGCGCGUCGCCUUGCGCGGAGCAGCGCGGGGACCCAGGCCGGCCGCAGGCUGGGUGUGAAGAGAAAAAAUGACACUCCAGUGGGUGGCAGUUGCAACCUUUCUUUAUGCUGAAAUAGGACUUAUUUUAAUCUUCUGUCUGCCUUUUAUUCCUCCUCAGAGGUGGCAGAAGAUUUUUUCAUUUACUGUCUGGGGUAAAAUUGCAACUUUCUGGAACAAAGCUUUCCUUACUAUAAUAGUCCUAUUGAUUGUUCUAUUUUUAGAUGCUGUGAGAGAAGUAAGGAAAUAUUCCUCUACACCUGCCAUUGAAAAAGGCUUAACUAGCAGACCUGGAGCCUAUGAACAUGUGCAGAUGAAACUUUUUAGGUCUCAAAGAAAUCUUUACAUUUCUGGAUUUUCAUUAUUUUUUUGGCUAGUGUUGAGACGUCUGGUUAUCCUUAUUACUCACCUGGCUAAAGAACUGUCGAACAAAGGAGUACUUAAAACUCAAGCAGAAAAUACUAAUGAGGCUGCCAAAAAAUUCAUGGAAGAGAAUGAAAGACUAAAACGGCUCUUGAAAAGCUAUGCCAAGGAAGAGGAACACAUUUUGGAAGCAGAAAAUAAAAAACUAGUAGAAGACCAGGAAAAACUGAAAACUGAAUUAAAGAAGACUUCAGAUGCCCUCUCUAAGGCACAGAAUGAUGUGAUGACAAUGAGAAUGCAAUCAGAGCGACUUUCAAAAGAAUACGACCGACUCCUGAAAGAACAUGCAGAACUUCAGAAUUGUUUGGGGAAAGACAGUAAGAAGGGCCUGUGAACUUUGAAAGAAGAUUGUGCGACGCCAUGUGAAGAUCAAUUUGUUAUCAUGUUAGCCUCUAGAACAUUUAAAAUUCAGUUCAGAAAAAGGUACUAUUUGCAGCUAGCCAAUAAUAUUUUUAAUGCCACAUGUAGGUUGUUAUCGUAACAGCAUGGUAACAAUAUUUGAUGAUGUUUCAGAUCUAUUAUAAAGUCUGUAUUCCAGCCCUCAUGUAAAAUGUAAGCAUGAUAAGCACGCUAUUGCGAUGUCUCAGUUGAGAGUAACACUGGUGUAUAGUUGCUGUUUACCAAUAAAAGGACAAAUUUAUAACCAGUUACUUCCAAAACUAGAUUUUUAAGUUGAUGAAACCAUUAAUAGCCUUAAAUGCUUUGAUGAGUUUUCAGUAAUAAUAAUAACCUAUUUAAUGAGAUGAUGAUAAUGCUGAUAUAUUUGAAAAUAGUAUUCAGUAUCAGCAAAUUUGUUCAUAGGGAGAUUAAGUAAGGAUAAAUGAUCAGAAUUAGCCACUGUAUGUACAGGGAAGGGUCAUAAUGAGCAAAAAAUAAAAACGAUGACCUUAGUUGUUUUUUAUAAGCCUGAUGAUACUAUAGUCUACUCUUAUAAGACAGCUAUAUUGAUAAUUAUAUUUUUGUUACUGUGCUUCUAUAUCUGUUGGACUUUUUGUUGACAUUUGUGUUAAUAAUACAUAAUUAGUAGGUGUUACACCUUUUUGAGGUUCCUCUGGUAUUGAAGUUUACAUCUAUUUGCAUAACUGCCAUACACUGAACUUAAAAUUAUUUUACAGCAAUGUGGAAUUCUUGACUUAGAAAGCUAAUGUACAACAUAUGCAAAGAGCAAUGUUUCCCAUCGCCGUGAGAGUUACUAAUUAUACAAAUAUUACCUCAAAUAUACAUACAAUGGGGUCACAGUUUCUCUGAGGUGUAUCUGUAUUCUGAAAACAAUCUUAAAUGCUAUUUUUUCAUUCAUAUUCCUUUAGAAUCUCCUCUAGAACAUGAUAGUGAUUGUAAUAGUAUUAAUAUGAUUUAGGUUGUUCAGUGUUUAGACAUGAAAGUCAUCUUCCUUGUCUCAUAAAGACCUAAAUAUAAACAAAAAUGGAAAAUAAUGACCAGAGUUUUUACUUUCCCAGUAUCUGUUUC
Molecule: messenger RNA, 1956 nt
Organism: Odobenus rosmarus divergens (Pacific walrus)
Lineage: Eukaryota; Metazoa; Chordata; Mammalia; Carnivora; Odobenidae
Gene: BCAP29
Product: B-cell receptor-associated protein 29
Exons: 8
Coding region: 98-823 (241 amino acids)
Biological process (GO): intracellular protein transport; endoplasmic reticulum to Golgi vesicle-mediated transport
Cellular component (GO): endoplasmic reticulum membrane; endoplasmic reticulum
Source: RefSeq, a predicted model, not a curated record